AUGCUCUCGCGCAAGAUAAUCCCGGGCUUUCAGAAGUCAGGGACAUCGUCGGUUGGGAGACACUGCAUAGGAAGAGCUUCACCUCUCCAACUCCGACUUGCUCAUGCAAAAUAUGCUACACAAGUUCGAUACACGAGUCACCAAUCUUGUCAACAGGGCGGAUUCAACGCUCUUUCGUGGCAACAUACUGGACGCGGGAAGUACGAGCGCGAACUCGACGGAUGUGAAAUCGCCCUCAAAAUGCUCACUACCCGGGGCUAUGCCGGCAAAAGACACGGCGAUAUAUCCAUCGAAGUGCAGUUUGAGACCUACCUUAGCAAAGGCGCUCUCAUCGCGCACGCCAAGAAGGCUUGGACGCGACUGCGCAGCCAAUACCCCAAUGUGGCGGCAUCUACGGAGGGCAAUAAACUGGUGUACUGGACUCCCGACAAGGAAGGUCUGGAGAUAGAAACUUGGUUGCGAGAGACUUUUCAUGUCAUUGACGACAACCAGUUUGGCAUCAGGGAAGUGUUGAAUUCCUGCUGGGGCACAGAGAAACCGUGCAUGUUUCUGCUGCCUGCUUUGAGCACAUUCUUGAUCUAUUCCCCCCACCAUUACGGAGACGGAAUGGGCCUGGAGGUUUUGGCGGAUGGACUUCUAACGGGCGUGGCAUGGGAUGUCGCACAUCCAGAGAGCAAAGUGCACUGGGGCGACGAGGUGCGUAACCUGGCUCCAGGGCUAAGCAGUGCCAGGCCAUUAGGGGUAGCGCCUGUAGAGUCGCAGGCCAAGUCCAGCUCAGCGAUGGCGGCAGCAUGGAACACUCCAAAUGCCCUAUCACCACGAAGCACACGCAAGAUCGGCCAGCUGGGACGAACAAAUUGGUACGAUAUCAACUUCAGCCGCGCAGAGAGCGACCGGAUAUUUACUGCUGCCAGAGCCAACAACUUCUCUGUCACUCACGUUGUGCACGCAGCGCUGAUCAACGCCACCGCCGCACAGUAUCAGACCAGCAGCAGAGACAAGGAGUAUCUAUCCCUCAUAGCAGCCAUGCAGGGGAAUAGAGACCUCGGAAAGCCGGAGUACGCCAUGCGGUUUGAUAUGUGGAUUAUGAAAACUCGGCCCGGGUCAUUUCUAUCCACUGCAAAAUCGCUCAGAGAGGAAUACCGGACUUUCGCAAAUGAUAAAUUCCUCGCUCGAUUGGCAUGGACUAACAUCGCCAAAUAUCUCAAUAAUACAUCUGCUCUGCCGCCACCGCUGAUACACGUUGUGACUAGCGUGGGCCGUCUUGAUCAAACUGUGAAGCCCAAUUACGGCCCCAUGAGGGUGAAGGACGUCAACUUUUCCGUCCAGGAUCAAAGUGCAGGGACCUUUAACGUUAUACGGACUUUUCUGGGACGGCUGGGGGUGCGGGUUUUCUAUAACGAGGGGUUUCACCAGUUGAUCAAUAUUAUGGAUUAUGCGAAUGGGGUAAGGCAGGAACUUGAUGAUUAUUGCAAAAUGCACUGCUCGCCUGAUUCUGUAGCAAGAGAGUAA
Aspergillus steynii IBT 23096 is the source of this 1512-nucleotide messenger RNA. RefSeq lists its product as uncharacterized. Lineage: Eukaryota; Fungi; Ascomycota; Eurotiomycetes; Eurotiales; Aspergillaceae. The record is from RefSeq and is a predicted model, not a curated record. The transcript has a single exon. The coding region runs from base 1 to 1512 and encodes 503 amino acids.